CUCUUGUCGACAUCCAUGCAUCAGAUGCAUCAAGCUCUGUUCGUUUGUGAAAUUCUUCUGAACAUAUUCACGCAUGUUGAUCAAUUUCCCCCAUCAUCAUAUCACCCAAAGUCAUCGGCUUGGAAAUCUCUCGCAGCGCUUGCAAGGACAUGCAAACGCUUUCACGAGCCCGCAAUGGAUUUACUUUGGGCUGACAUGCAUAGGAUAGAACCACUGCUAGGAUGCGUGACGAGGCUGUAUCCAGUCAUAUAUCGGAACUCCAAAAUGUACCUCUGGUCCUCUCAAGACAUUGAACCUUUAUCUGAGCAUGAGGCCCGUCAAUUUUUGCGUCACGCUUCCCGUGUGCGCUCAUUGCGUGUAGAAAACAGCAAGCAUUUUCACCUUUUCACAAAUCUUCCCACCGAUAAAUGCGUCUUCCCGAGUCUGUUUUCAUUAUCCUUUAUCGUCGAUCAUCCUUACGCUAGAUACUUACAUCUCUUUCUAUCCCCUACGCUGCGCCGGUGCAACCUAUCGGCCAUUCAUCCCGAUUUCACAUACAUCGCGACCCGUUUUGCUGCUUUGGAGCACUUGUCCAUCGAGCCCUUUGAUGACGGCGUGGCGGAUGACCUGCCCCUGCUGUUAAACAGUGUCCGUUUGUGCAAGCAGCUUGCAACUUUGUUUUGCCCACCUCUCGAUUGGGCAGCAUGGAAGCACAUUUCCAACCUCCCCACCCUCCUCACAGUGAAAAUUAGCGAGCCGCGCAGGGCUUCUCACUGGCCUUUGAGUCGGAGCACCCACGACUCCGCAUCUUUCUGCAACCUCACAGGUCUUUUUUUCUAUGUAAACACGGCUGCGUACACUAUCGCAGCCAUUCGACACUCAGAAUUCCCCUCGCUGCAAGAGUUUGUAAUGAAAGUCAGCGUUUUGCCUUUGGCAGAGGCGGAACAACUUUGUCGCGCACUGUCCCAGUGCAAGGCAAAUCAGAGCCUCAAACGCAUUGAUAUAAUCUCCCAUGGUCUAACGUCUGGGGAGCCCUCGAGCACAGUGAUCACUCAAUUCUUUUGUUUCACCCAGCUCCGAACCCUGCAGCUCGACUUUUUUCAUUGCUGCUUCAACCUUGAUAAUGACCUUCUUUUGGAAGCCAUGGAAAGUUGGCCACACAUCCGCUCGUUGGAAUUAGUGGACCUGGACACGGUACCCACCGUCACAUUUCGCGGACUAUUCACAGCGCUCCCUCAAUGUCCCAACUUGCUUAGCUUGGACAUGUCAGUGGACGCCGUGAGAAUCGAUAUCGAUCCUACAGCCGAGUCAUUUCAACAUACCACCCUAGAAUCAUUGAACUUGACCCGGUCUCCUGUAGCAGAUGCUGAGGCUGUUGCUCGCAUCCUCUUCUCCAUGCUCCCUCGUAUUGAACAAGUCUGCGACCAGCGAGACCCAUUCGAGACAUGGGACAUCGGGGGUCAAUUUGAGGAGCAGUGGGACGAGGUCAACAAGCACCUCGAUCUUUUAAAUGGCCGCGAGCCACAAAGCCCCGAGUUUGGGACAUAUUGAUGUUUGUGAAAAUUUCUGGAGUUGUACAUGGCAAUGCGCUCGCGUC
This is a messenger RNA of Suillus subalutaceus, 1576 nucleotides long. RefSeq lists its product as uncharacterized. Lineage: Eukaryota; Fungi; Basidiomycota; Agaricomycetes; Boletales; Suillaceae. The transcript is spliced from 2 exons. The record is from RefSeq and is a predicted model, not a curated record. The coding region runs from base 16 to 1530 and encodes 504 amino acids.